AGCAAAGAUAAAAGAYCGACUUCGAAGAAAAUGUGAAGAAUUUGGAGGUCUUUCCUUCACUUUUCUUCAAAAUGGGAAGGUCUUCAAAAGACAAACGCGACAUAUACUACCGCCUUGCCAAAGAAGAAGGSUGGAGGGCCCGAAGUGCGUUCAAACUUUUGCAUUUGAAUGAAGAUUUUGAGCUGUUUUCUGGGGUGAAUCGUGUGGUUGAUUUGUGUGCAGCACCAGGCAGUUGGAGCCAAGUUUUGAGUCGUAAGUUGAUUGAGGAAAGAACUGAGGGAAACGAAGAUGUGAAGAUUGUUGCUGUGGAUUUACAAGCUAUGGCGCCUUUGCCUGGCGUUAUACAAAUCCAGGGAGACAUAACAAAGGCAUCCACAGCCACACAAAUUAUUUYACAUUUCGAAGGAGAGCAUGCAGAUCUUGUGGUAUGUGAUGGUGCGCCUGACGUGACAGGUUUACAUGACAUUGAUGAAUACAUCCAAGGUCAACUUCUCCUUGCGGCACUUAACAUAACCACUCAUGUCCUAAAAAAGGGUGGUAACUUUGUUGCCAAGAUUUUCAGAGGAAAGGAUGUAUCUCUUCUGUACUCCCAGCUCAAGAUUUUCUUCCCUACUGUUACAAUUUGUAAACCAAGAAGUAGUAGGAACUCCAGUAUCGAGAGUUUUGUGGUGUGUCAAAAUUACUCUCCUCCUGAAGGGUACAAGCCAACGAUGUCUAAUCCUCUUCUGGACUGUCACCAGAACCCUGAUUUUCAAAGUUUGGAAGGCGUGAAUCGAGUUGUGGUGCCUUUCCUGGCCUGUGGUGACCUGAGUGCGUACGACUCGGACCAAACAUACCUUUUGGAAGCAAAGGAAAAUGGAGAGUACAAGUCCCUUCCUCCCACCCAAGCACCUAUAGACCCUCCUUACAAAACUGCUUGUUAUCUGAAGAAAAAUAGUAUGCUGGCUACACAGGAUAAUAGUGAUGGAAGUCAAUCUGGGUCUAAAGAAAGCUAGGAAACAGUUCUCUGGUCUUGGUCUUAAUCUAUUCUUUCCAAAGUUGCCAUUGCCUUCACUACCAGCACCAACAGACCCUCCUUAUAAAACAGCCUUGCUAGCAACCCUGGUUGAUGACGAUAUAGAAGUGCACCCACUUCCACAGGAAGCUAGCAAAUGGGAAACUAGUUUUCUGACUUGCUGUCUAUUAUCCUAUGAGAAUCAACCCCAAACAGUAUUUAGGUAUUCUUGUACUUCAUGACCAGCCGACAAGUGCCGGUCAACUGUUGGUGGAUAGUCGACCGACUUUUGACCAACACUUGACCGUCACUUGACCGUCACUUGACCGUCACUUCACUUGACCGUCACUUCACUUGACCAUUACUUCGUAAUGGAGUUAGAAUGUUAUGAAAGACAAAAUGAUUUGAGAAGCUAGUAUAUGUAAAUGGAAAACUGGAUUUCUGACAUGCCAUCUAUUCUCUACUCUUGUCUAUGGCUAUGACAACCAACAGCAAACAGCAUCUACUUCAUUCUUGGAGGUAGAAAGUUAGGAAGGGAAAGUUGAGACAAGAAGCUGGUAAACAAAUUGGAGGUUCUGAUAUCCAACUUGAUGUUUGUUUUACGAAAUAGGAUGCUAGUAAUGUAACUCAGCUACACUUGUAGUUUAAAGCAAGUGAUUUUAUCAAGGCAGACAAGUAAGUACAUAAUAGAAAAUUUCUAAUAAGCAAGAGUAAUGAAUGAGAGGAGAUAUGCUAGUUUGGUAGUGGAGAUUGGAUAGAAAUUUAUCCAGAAAAUGAGACCAGAAACUCAUACCUAACAUAAAUAUGUAAGUGGUGUAAAUCAACUGAUAAUAUUCAGAUAUCUUCAUCUAUUCAUAUAUCUUAAUCUCAGUCCUACACAACAGGAUUUUUCCUUUCACUUAUUUUUUCUUUUAGAAAUCAUUUUAGUAUUCAUCCAAAGGUUGAAAAAAUGUAAAAAUAUCAAAGGAAAUAGGCAUAGUUCUGGAAAUAUCCCUAUCUGCUCCCUAAAUUGAAGAGGGAAAUGAGGGAUAGACCUCUUUACCUUGGGUGUAWCGUUUUCCCUAUUUCAGACCACCUGCCAUUUUCUUGAGAAUAAAAUUCUUCAAUUGAGUUGUAUCCACAUUCAUGUCUUCUCAUGUGCAACCAUUAAACAAAGAAAUGAUACUCUAGGGAAUGACACACAGCCUGGGAUUGGAAAACAUUAUGCCCAAGCUAAUUUGGUCUAUCUAAUAUACAAGAGUUGAAAGACUAGAUGGUCAGGGAAAAAAAUUAAUUAGCUUAUCAGGGCAUAUUCUGUUUAAGCUGCAAUUAAACACUUUGCUUUGUCAAGAAA
This is a messenger RNA of Actinia tenebrosa (Australian red waratah sea anemone), 2327 nucleotides long. Its product is annotated as tRNA (cytidine(32)/guanosine(34)-2'-O)-methyltransferase. The record is from RefSeq and is a predicted model, not a curated record. NCBI's taxonomy places the organism in Eukaryota, Metazoa, Cnidaria, Anthozoa, Actiniaria, Actiniidae. Gene Ontology annotation, cellular component: cytoplasm. Gene Ontology annotation, molecular function: tRNA methyltransferase activity. Gene Ontology annotation, biological process: tRNA methylation; cytoplasmic translation.